Molecule: messenger RNA, 5653 nt
Organism: Micropterus salmoides (largemouth bass)
Lineage: Eukaryota; Metazoa; Chordata; Actinopteri; Centrarchiformes; Centrarchidae
Product: cadherin-22-like
Exons: 14
Coding region: 1241-3652 (803 amino acids)
Biological process (GO): cell morphogenesis; cell-cell junction assembly; calcium-dependent cell-cell adhesion
Cellular component (GO): catenin complex; adherens junction; plasma membrane
Molecular function (GO): calcium ion binding; cadherin binding
Source: RefSeq, a predicted model, not a curated record
GCUUUCCACACCGUGCCGUGCCGAGAGCGGCUUGGCCGUCCUUCUGCCUGCGCUUCUCAGAUCGGAGACUCCAGACGCGCAGCGCGGUGUCAGACAGAGCGCACAGAGCGCCAGUCCCUCAGAUUUUUAUCACACAGGGGAUCGUAUACCUUUCAUUCCGGGAGACGCGGCAAGUUGAGUAGCCGUGACCGCAUCUGCUACUCGAGGCAUAGGCGUUUGUUUCCGCCGCACGAUAACAAAGAAGACGGAGAGGAGCUACCGAGCUCGAGAAAGACAAAUGUUGAAUGGCAUAGUAAAGACAACCUAAAGACCUGGGGGCCGUCAUUCUCACAGAGUGGCGGCUACAUCAUCUGGCUAAGGAAUGGUUCGCCUUUUCCUGCUUUUGACUCACUGAUGGCCAAAGAAAUACAGUAGGACCUUUGCAGAAUAAACUUUCCAAACCUCUGGAUUGUUCUGAAGGGAUAAGCUAUGAAGAUCAAACAAAAUCACCAACGGUAAAAUCAGUUGGCCUUUUCUCAGUUUUCUUCAGGAUUCUGCUUCAGGAGGCAAAACUAGUCAUGGCUUUUCAAAGAACUGGACGAUAGAAGAGCUUUCUUGGCAAAAACCUUCAAUAGAGUAAUUUUUGGACAGCUUUGUAUUAAACCACCACAUUAAACACGCACCAACCACUGGAAGUGAAAUGGCUAGAAGGGAAAUCAGAAGCACAGCAAGAAGUAAAAAUGACAAAGUCAAGAAUGGGUAGGAACCAUCACUCUUUAAGGGCAUGUUCCUUAAUGCCAUUGUAUCCCUGUCUCCCCUUAGUUUCUCCACUGAUGAUUGAGUCAAUCUAGAAACAUCUGUUGCUUGAAAGACAUUUUCCAAAGUCUGUUUGUUUCACUACAUUAGGUCAUAAUUAUAAAAAUAAAAAUAUAAGAGACUCUAUAAAGCGUGGCAGAUAUUAUAGAAUCAGAAUGACCGACCACAUUACAAAACACACAGGUACUCUGCGGGUGGUAGGAAUCCAAUAUGCUCCAUGACCUGCUCUGUAUUCAGCAGAUAACUUCAGAUUUAUUUGUGAUCCCAUGGAUUAACUUUGAAGUCCUCACACAAAGACAUUUUAAGUUUGUCCUGGUGGAGUUUUAUUUGGUAUACAACGACAAGCAACACACUCUUCCUAUCUGCACACCUCUUGUAUAUUACAUGUAGACCCAGGCCGGAUUUCUUUCUUUUUUUUUUAUUUUACUAUUUUGUUUUUGUCAAAAUGGCUCUUUUUUGGACAGCAGGGGCUUGGACACUGUUAGCAGCAUUGGGACUUCUAAACUGCUGUAGUUUUGGCUGGUGUGAGUCCUCAAGGACUAGUGGUUCAAACUCAGGAGGGAGCAAAAAGGAGGAAGGACCCUCGUCACUUGAACGGGUUAAGAGAGGAUGGGUGUGGAACCAAUUUUUUGUGGUGGAGGAGUACACGGGCACAGAGCCACUAUAUGUGGGAAAGAUCCAUACAGACUCUGAUGAAGGUGAAGGCAACAUCAAGUACACUAUCUCUGGAGAAGGGGCGGGCUCCAUCUUCAUCAUUGAUGAGCUAACAGGAGACAUCCAUGCAACAGAGAGACUGGACCGAGAGGAGAAGGCCUUUUACACGCUAAGGGCUCAGGCACGGGACCGGCUCUCCAACGACCCACUGGAACCAGAAUCAGAGUUUGUCAUCAAGGUCCAGGACAUCAACGACAGUGAGCCAAAGUUCUUGGAGGGUCCCUAUAUCGGCAGCGUGGCAGAACUGUCACCCAUAGGAACAUCCGUUAUGAAGGUUACUGCAUCAGAUGCUGAUGACCCUACAUACGGCAGCAGUGCCAGAGUGGUGUACAGCGUACUGGAUGGAGAAAAGUUUUUCACUGUUGACAGACACACAGGGAUCAUCAUGACAGCAGUGGCAGAUUUGGACCGUGAGACGCAGGAUCGUUACGAGUUGGUCGUCAAGGCAACAGACAUGGCAGGACAAAUGGGCGGUCUCUCAGGCUCCACCACGGUGACCAUAGUGAUCACAGACGUUAAUGACAACCCACCGCGCUUCCCACAGAAGAUGUACCAGUUCUCGGUGUCAGAGGGGGUGGCUGUGGGGACACCAGUUGGACGCGUCAUUGCUACGGAUGCAGACAUGGGAGAGAACACAGAUAUGAGCUAUCUGAUCAAAGAGGGUGGGGAGCUCUUCAAGGUCUCUACUGAUGUUGAGACACAGGAAGCUAUAGUCUCCAUCAAGAAGUCGUUGGACUUCGAGACCAAACGCACACACAAUGUUGUGGUGGAGGCAAUCAAUAAGCAUGUUGACCCUCGCUUCGUGGACCUCGGGUCCUUCCGAGACCAGACCAUUGUCCGAGUCAGUGUGUCAGACAUAGAUGAGCCACCCAUCUUUCAGCCAGCAGAAGGCGCUAUCAUGGAAGUGCGGGAGGAUGCCAAAGUAGGAGCGGAGGUUGGCGUCAUCACUGCCAGGGAUCCAGAUGUGAAGAAUAAACCUGUCAGGUUCUCCAUCGAUCGGACAACAGACCAGGAGAUGAUCUUCCAUAUCAAUCCUGUUUCGGGUGCCAUCACACUAGGCAAGAUUCUGGACCGAGAGACCGCAGGCUGGCACAAUAUAACUGUGAAGGCUGUAGAAGCAGAUAACCACACCAUGGUGUCUCACUCAGCAGUGAGUAUUCGGAUUCUGGAUGUAAAUGACAAUCCUCCUGAACUGGCCACACCAUAUGAAGCCUCAAUAUGUGAAGAUGCCAAACCAGACCAGCUAAUUCACACCAUCAGUGCGGUGGAUAGAGACGAGCCACAGUCUGAACAUCACUUCUUCUUCACCUUGGACCCUGAAGCCUCCAGCAAUCGACACUUCAUCCUGCGGGAUGCCAAAGACAACACAGCUGGCAUCCGAACCCAGCGGUCAGGCUUUAACCGCUAUGAGCAGAAUGUGUACUUCCUGCCUAUCCUGGUGGUUGACAAAGGGCCUCCCUCCCUCAGCUCCACGGGCACCCUGACCAUUCAUGUUUGUGGCUGCGACACAGAGGGAGCCAUCCAGUCCUGCAAUGCCACAGCCUAUGCAAUGAGUGCUGCUCUCAGCCCUGGGGCACUUAUAGCACUGCUGGUCUGCAUGCUCAUCCUUAUAGUGCUUGUCUUGCUGAUCCUGACCCUGAAACGCCACAGGAAGGGCCAGAGGAUGGCGGAGGAUGAGGAGGAUAUGAGGGACAACGUCAUAAAGUACAAUGACGAGGGUGGAGGAGAGCAGGACACUCAGGCAUACGACAUGAGUGCCCUGCGGAACCUCUAUGACUUCCCUGAAGCCAAGAGCUGUGACUCUGGCUCGGACAUCCGCUCACUGCCGCAGUGGAUACAGGCUAGCCGGGUGAGUGCUGGUGCAGAGGGAGCUGCAGCAGCGGCAGCUGACUUCUCCCUAUUCAAAGGCUACAUCCGAAAGAAGGUGGAACAGGCAGAUGCUGACCUGUCAGUACCACCGUACGACUCCUUCCAGACUUACGCCUUUGAGGGCACCAGUUCACCAGCGCUUUCACUCAGCUCCAUCCACACUCUGUCCACCACGUCGGAGCAGGAUUUUUCCUACCUCAGCGACUGGGGACCACGUUUCAGGCAACUCGCAGGUUACUAUGCUCCAGGAAACCCUGAAGAGGAAGGGUCCUAGCACAGCUUCUCCUCUGCAGAGAGACUUUUAAACUCCCUCCUCCUGUUUCUUUUUCUCUGCCUCCUCUACUCACCCUCUGGCACUCUACUGAGAUCAUCAGAGCCAGCACUGUGUACUCCUUAAAGACAGAGCGCCACUUCUUUAUUUCUUUGAAAGAAAAAUCACAGAGAGUCGAACUUUGACUUCUGACACUGUUUUUUGUGAGUUUUCGGACUUAAGCAUGAAAGCUCUGGCGAUGACAUGAGAAAGAGUAAAGAAAGAGCUAUCCAGUCCCCAGAACUGAUAUUUAGUCUGAAGGACUACGAGAGAGCUAUGAGUUCAGAGUAUCAACAUUACGUAGGUAGGGGUUUAAUCAUGCCAAGGCAAACUGUCUAACAAACAUGUAUUUAUUUGAGGAGGAAAUAUUUAUGUAUUUAUUUGUUUUUAUGUAGUUAUUUAUUUAUUUAUUUACAUCAUGAUCACUAUGGUAACUGCAGUGAACUCUGCUGAAGUGCUAAAGUAAAAGUAAAGGGAGGAGGACAUUAUGAAAAGAAUGAGAGAUAACAUGCAUGGAAGACAGAAGGAAAGAAGGACUGCAGUGGCCAGAAAAUACUGGUGCGGAGGUGAAAUCUGGGUCAUAUAAAAAUUACGUUCUAGAAAAUAUUUGUAUUUAUUUUCUAUGACCACUUUUGUAAAAUAACCAACUUAAGACAGAUAGAUGAAAAGCAGAGGCAAAUAGAAAGAGUGCAGGCAUUGCAGAAGAAAAGAGCUGCCAGUUCAAUCUGAAUGGUUGAGACUGACAUACAUUUGCUGUAUUUUAGUGAUUUAUAAAGUGUUUUUUGGAGGUCACAAAAUGAGGACAAUUGCGUGUUAACAAUUUCUUUUCAUACCCUCUCCACAGCCAAUUGUAAGGCAAUAAGGCACAAACCGCAACAGUGAUUUAAGAAAAAUUACUGUUUCAUGGAAUUGGCUGGUGGCCAGCUUUGUCCUCCAGGGAGCCAAUUUUCAUUCCAGAUUUGUGUGUGAAUGUGUACUAUAUGUUCAAUUCAUUUUAUAUCCUGAAACAUUUGAUUUUGCUUUGGGGGAGGGAGGGGCAAUUAGUGACAACAGGAUGGUUGUGUCUAACUGAGAGGGAGAGGGUUAAUGGACUGGUCACAUCCACCUGAUAUCCACAACCUUUUCAAUGUUGACCUUAACUUGCAAAUGUAUGGAAAAUUUUAAAAAACAUGAAAACAAAUAAAUAUUUAAUUUUUUUGGUAAAAUCCUACAUUUCGCUGUGUGUAAUAAACUACAUUAUACUCGGUGAAUUACUCCAUAAGUGAGAUCACAGUGAUAAAGUAAAUAGAGCAUCUGUAUUACUAAUUUUUGUUUGCCACUUGCUGAAUAUGUCUCCUGAAUUAUGAAUAAUUGUGGAGCUAGCUUGUGUUUACACCAGGGGUAGAUUCAGAGAAUGGUCUUAGAUGGAAACAAACAGACCAUAUGACAGGCCACAGCCAAACAAAGACUCUCCUCUCAGCGUGGCUCCCUCCUGGCUGCCUUCUGCCAUACUACUGUAAUUGUCGUAGUCACCAGAGGAUGCUGAGGCAGAUGAAGUUGCUUUCAUCUUUAUGAUCUGCUGCUAAAAUGGCCAGUCAGACAGUGGCUGGGAAUCACUUUCAAUUGCUUUCACAACUGGGUUUUAAAGAAUAUGUCAGCUUUUUUCCCCAGUCAUUAGUAGGUCUACUGUAUCCACUGAUUUCUGAGAGCUGUCAUUGUACUGUGUUUCAAACAUAAAUUAUCCAUCACUGCUAAACAAAAAGAAGCUUUCUAGACUUUAACUGUUCUGUUAUGGAUGAAGUGGCUGCAACUUGGAAAAAUACAAAGUAGUGCAGCUGUCACAGACUUUUUGUCUGUACAACCAAAGGAGUGAUGCCACAAUAAAGAAAUGCAGGUUUUGCUAAUUUUACAAGAGUGUCGCAAUCAUAGUGUGAUAACAAAUUUGCAAUUUAGGGUUUUACUUAUAAUAUGCUUAUAAAAAUCUGA